Molecule: messenger RNA, 1653 nt
Organism: Hydatigera taeniaeformis
Lineage: Eukaryota; Metazoa; Platyhelminthes; Cestoda; Cyclophyllidea; Taeniidae
Source: the annotation of a GenBank genome assembly
AUGACAAAGCAUUGGAUAAUACGGAUUCGUAGACCGUCUUUAAAUGCUGCUCUAGUCGUAUUUGUUGGGGGAGCCGCAGCUAUAUGUUCGUGGUGGUUACUCAGGCGCAUUUUCUUUGGUAAAUCAAGUCAAAAUGGUGUCCCUUCGGAUCAUGUCAAGCUUGGAAUUCUUGGCUCUGACGUUUCAUGUGCAUCUCGACAUCGCCUUGAUGCCACCUUAACUAUGUCGCCUAUAGCUGCCGUACCAAACGGUAGCAGAGUACUUUCUCAUCGCACCUCAGUUUCAACAAUCACCUCCCUUGCCGCGGAUUGUGGGAUGAUUGGUCUUGAAGCAUUAAACAAAAUUGUUGACCAACUAGAGGACUGCAUGAGUAAGAUUACUCGCACAAUUCAGCAGUUUAAUUUGAAAGAUUCAAGUGCUGAUGUUUUCGUAAGAGAGUUGCAAAGUUUUUUAGAGACGUCAUAUCUUUUAAGAGAACGAUUCAAGCGUGCUUUUAUUCAGGAAGUUCCUGUAUUUGCGUCCGAACUUCAAGGCGUUGAUUCACUUUCUGACAUUGAGACUGAGUCAUACUUUUCUGCUGUUGAAGAAAUUGACUUCUCUGAACUCGAAGUGCAGAUUUCCUCUAAUUUUCAUCGGCCAUUUUACCGCAGUGCCUUGAAGGAGCUGGACGAAGGCAAUGUUACUUUUAGAGCUCUUCGCACAGAAAUGAUGAAUUGCCGGUCGGAUAUUGAGUAUAUUGGCAAAUUAGUAUGUGUUCGACGCGGGUUCGAUUACAUCUUUGCCCAUGCUGAACAGGUUGCUUGGCUUGCGCAAGCUGGAGAAUCCCUAGCGUGUGGUGCCCUCAUUUGUCUUGGGUGCGGAACCAUGGAGUUUGAAGAAGCUUAUGAGUCUCUACUAGGAUAUUUGCGAUCGACUAAGGAUCCUGAGAAUCUCGCUAAUUUUGUCGACGAACUGGCAAGCAAGGACGUCCGGGCACCAAAUUUUUAUGACAUAUUUUUUGAUCGUAUCCUGAUAGACGCCCUUGAAAUCCUGAGUAAUCCUCCUUCUUCCAUCCUGGCGUUGACGCGCAACACGUGGCUGAGCCCUGGCUUCAAACGCUCUGCUCUCGAUUCGGCUGUAUGGACUCUCAUGGCUGCGAAGCGCAAGCUACUCAAGCAUCCGGAUGGCUUUUUCUCGCUCUACUACCGCGUAGUAGAGACAGUCGCAUCUGCCAUGGCAUGGGGUUUCCUUGGCUCCGAUGAAGUCCUUAACACUUUCUGUGACUCCAUUCGAGAAGAGGUGAUCACUUUUCUGCGCUCACUCUUCAGAUUUAACGAAGUUGAUCCAUCACGUGUUAAUUCGGGCGGUUCUUUACAUGCUUUCCCAUAUCCGAUGGAAAAUGAACACGACUUUGAAGAUGACGCCACGAUCACUCCUGAUGUGGGUAAUGCCUCGUCCAUCUAUGAUGCCUACACGGGUAUGGAUUUCACUAGUAUUGAAGCCUUUUCUGCUUGCAUCUACUCCAACAUUGCGACUCUACAUCGGCGACUAGCCACCUUGAUUAUUGAUUUUUCGAUAAGUAGGAACAUGCCCCUACAAGCCAGCGUGUUUAAGGGUCUCAAUUCUGAUCAACCACCGUUGCCAAAAAGUCCUACCGAAAAUGUGUCACUAUAA